Oryza brachyantha (malo sina) is the source of this 2173-nucleotide messenger RNA. RefSeq names its product probable transcription factor KAN2. Gene Ontology annotation, cellular component: nucleus. Gene Ontology annotation, molecular function: transcription cis-regulatory region binding. Lineage: Eukaryota; Viridiplantae; Streptophyta; Magnoliopsida; Poales; Poaceae. The record is from RefSeq and is a predicted model, not a curated record. The transcript has 6 exons. Bases 388 to 1467 code for a protein of 359 amino acids. Gene Ontology annotation, biological process: abaxial cell fate specification; regulation of DNA-templated transcription.
GCACAUUUCCCAUUCCCAGCUCUCCCACACAAAGCAUGAAAGCCACUACACCACAAUACUAGCUCUCCCAAUCAAACACACUUUACAUACUCUCCCUCCUCACCAAACCAAGCCAGCUUGAUAUAUAUCCCUUCCCUUUCUUCCAAUCAAACACAUGUAUGAUUGAUUAGACAGCAGCAAGCAAACCAGAUCCAAGAACAAUACCUAGCUAGCUAGCUGAUGCAUCGAUCCAUCUUGAUCUUCAAUUAAUCCAUCUCGAUCGAGAUCUCAUCAAUCAAAGCAAUAUCAGGCCAGCUUGUUCAAUUUCCUCCCAAGAAAUGAUGAGCUGCACAAGUGAUCGAGAUUCAUGAGCUAUAGAGAAGCGAGAUCCACACAUAUAUAUGAUCCAUGGAGUUGUUCCCUCGGCAGCUUGACCUGUCCCUCAAUAUCAGCACGCCCAGCUCCUCCUCCUCGCCGUCGCCGGCACCGGCGGCCACUAGCUGGCCGUGGACGUCGGCGAAACAGCUGCCAGCUGAUAAAGAAGCUGCUGCCAUGACAGCAUCCGCAAGAUCAGCUCCACUGCUACCGCGCAACUCCGACGUGUGCUCAACUCGGGGCGCCGCCGCCGGUGCCACCAGCACCAACCACCACGGCGGCGGCCUUGCGAAUUUGCAGAAGCAGCAGCAGCAGCUCAAGGCGGCGGCGAUGCAGCAGCUCAAGGAGGCGGCGAUGCAGCAGCCGCAGCCGAUACAUGGUGUCCCGGUGUACCACCACCAGCAGCAGCAGCAACGGCGGCAGCUGCAUCAGCCGCACGCGGUGGUGGGCGACAGACGAAGCGACGGCGGCGGCGGCCGUCGCCUCUUCUCCCAUGUGGGCGUGGCCACUCCAAGGACGUUGCCGUCGCCGUCGCCGUCGAGGUCGAUGCUGGCGAGGCUCCCGCCGGGAAGACGGGGCGUGCGGGCGCCGCGGAUGCGGUGGACGACGACGCUGCACGCGCGGUUCGUCCACGCCGUCGAGCUCCUCGGCGGCCACGAGAGAGCGACGCCCAAGUCGGUGCUGGAGCUGAUGGAUGUCAAGGAUCUCACUCUGGCUCAUGUCAAGUCUCACCUGCAGAUGUAUCGCACGAUUAAAAAUACCGACAGGCCGGUCUCAUAUGCAGGACAAGCCAAUGAUGGGUUCGAUAAUGCACCGGGUGGAGAUAUCUCCGACGACAGUUUUACUGACGGCCUUCUCAGGCAAAACAGAAGUAUGCUAGCAUCUGGUGAACAGAACGACACCAAUAUUUACAGUGGUUUAUGGAGCAAUAACACGUCAGGCAAGGUAGACGGACUUGAUCUCGGUUUGCCAGUCAGUGAACCAGCUAAUGAAUUUUACAGGAUAUAUCUCAAGAAUGCUCAUCGGAGCGUGGGCUUAGAGACAUCUGUGUUGAGCCUACCAGGUCGACCAAACCUUGAGUUCACACUUGGGAUUGGGAAGGCUUCACAAUAAUGAUAGAUCAGAGCUGCAAAGUCCAAGCAUGCAUAAUUAAGUUGAUUUCUAUGUUCUAGCUAGCUUCACCCAAUUAGAUCAAGUACAGUGUAGUUGGCCUAAAAUGUUCACUAGCUGGCAGGAUAAGAGGCUAAAGACUGUGAGUCUGUGAAGUGUGGAGGCACAGAAAAAGAUUGAAAAAAAGAAGAAAAACCAUUGUAUUAUUUAGUUUCUUACACAUGCAUGGUUCUGAUAAAGGGCAUUAUUGUGGGUGUGGAGAAAUAAUAAAGAGAAGCUAUGCAGAUGCCAGCAGUCUUGUACGUGUGUGUGUGGUAGCAUAUGAUCUGGGGCUCUAUGAAAAAGUCAUGUGUUGUCUAAAGCUAGCUGCGUAGAAUGCAGCAACGGUGACAGGGCAAUGGCUCAUCUUUUACUGCCAACAAAGAAGGCAACGCACGUGCAGUUCCCAAUUAGAGUCAGCUUUCCAAAGCCCCACAAAAGCAAGAAAAUUUAUGUAUGUAUGAAGGAUAGACAUAGUGUUCAGUGAAUGCAAUGCUAGCUUGUUUUCAUGAAUGGACUAAAGUAUACAAAUGCAGCGAGAUGGCAUUUCAUUGAAAACAUGUACUGAUUAUGAAAAAGUUCAGAGCUGUGUAGUUUGUGUACAUUGUACGAGGGACGCUAGUUUCCUAUAUAUAAAUUUUUGAAGGAAUUCCCUGUAUGUACUAUGAAA